This is a messenger RNA of Camellia sinensis, 696 nucleotides long. NCBI's taxonomy places the organism in Eukaryota, Viridiplantae, Streptophyta, Magnoliopsida, Ericales, Theaceae. The record is from RefSeq and is a predicted model, not a curated record.
AUGUUGCUUUGGCCGACCAAAGUUGGCAACAAUGUCGUUGCUCUCCGUAACUUGGGUAACGGGAAGCUCUGCAAGAUACUCUCCUCCGCCAAUGGGAAGAUUAACUGUCUCAGUGCUUAUGUGUCCAUUAUUUCCACGGAGGUACACCUAGAGGUGGAUGAAACAGUUACCUCAAGGAAGAUAUAUAAUGUCAAUUUUGGCCUGAGAGAUGCCAGGAUUUACAACCGGAGCAUCCUCACGUUGGCCACUGAAGAUGCUAUUAACAGAACCCAAGAACCCAAAACUGUAGACGUCAAGCUCUCGUAUUUAGAGAGUAAGACCCGUGCUUGGAAUUCCAACGUUUCAUUGAAAUUGUUGGGUGUCAAAACCACCAUCCAAACCACUGUUGCACUCAUUAUUGCAGAGGGAAAAAUUGAGCUUUCGGGUGAAUUUAGUGGAGACUACCAGUGGGGACAAACUGAGUCAUUGACAACUGAUGAGGAGAAUCUGUACAAGGUUAGUGUGCCACCAAUGACAAUGGUGAGGGUGAAUCUAAUAGCGACAAAGGCUUCGUGCGACAUUCCCUUCUCUUACGAGCAGCUCGACACCACCACUCUUACUGAUAGACAACAAAUUACUGAAACCAUGGAUGAUGGCAUUUACACUGGCAGCAAUUGCUUCGACUUCAAGUAUGAGACUGAACAAGAAAAGCUGUAA